Messenger RNA from Panicum hallii, 1799 nucleotides. Its product is annotated as cyanohydrin beta-glucosyltransferase-like. The record is from RefSeq and is a predicted model, not a curated record. Gene Ontology annotation, molecular function: UDP-glycosyltransferase activity. The coding region runs from base 11 to 1621 and encodes 536 amino acids. NCBI's taxonomy places the organism in Eukaryota, Viridiplantae, Streptophyta, Magnoliopsida, Poales, Poaceae. The transcript has a single exon.
CCGGGACCGCAUGUCUCCUUCGCGAUUGGAGCGGGAACAAAGAAAAAGAGAGAGAGAGAGAGAGGGAAUUUGGUGGCACCUGCCAUUCAUCGGUUGCCAUGUGAUGAUCAUAUCCUUAUAUACCGGCAACUGCCACCGGCAGAGGACGUGCUUCUGCUGCAGAGGAGUGCAGGAAGAAGCAGCCGCAUCCUCGGCCGGUAUGGGUUCGUCCACGACGGCGGCGGCCAAGCCGCACGUCGUGCUGGUGCCGUUCCCGGCGCACGGCCACGUCGCGCCGCACGUGCAGCUCGGGCGCGUCCUCCGGGCCCGCGGCGCCCACGUCACGCUUGUCCACACCGAGCUGCACCACCGCCGCCUCCUGCUCGCCCGGGGCGGCGAGGCCCCCGCGGACGAGGGCGGCCUCGACGUCGAGGUCAUCCCGGACGGGCUGUCGCUGGACGACCCGCCGCGGACGCUGCGGGCGCACCACGAGGCGAUGGAGCGCAACUGCCUCGAGCCGCUCAAGGCGCUGCUCCGGGACAUGCUGCGGGGCCGGCCCGGCGCGCCGCCGGUCACCUGCGUGGUCGCCGACACCCCGAUGCCGUUCGCGGCCGCCGCGGCGCGUGCGGUCGGCGUCCCCGACGUGCAGUUCUUCACGGCGUCGGCGUGCGGCCUCAUUUGCUACCUCCAGUUCCCGGAGCUCCUGGCGAGGGGGGCCAUCCCUCUCAAGCCCGGCUACGAAAGCGACGGCUCCCUCGACGCGCCGCUGGAGUGGGUGCCGGGGAUGAAGGGCGUCCGGCUCAGGGACAUGCCAACGUUCUGCCACACCACGGACGCCGACGAGUGGCUGGUGCACUUCCACAUCCACCAGACGCGGACGGCUGCCGCCUCCGGGGCCAUCAUCCUCAACACGUUCUACGACAUGGAGAAGGACGUCGUCGACGCGCUCGCGCCGCUCCUGCCGCCCCUCUACACCGUCGGUCCGCUCGCGGGCGUCAUAGCAGCGUCGUCGCCGCCGUCUUCGUCCCCCCCGGCGAGCGGCGCCACCAGCCUCCUGCAGGAGGACAGGGAGUGCAUGGCGUGGCUCGACGGCAAGGCGGCGCGCUCCGUCGUGUACCUGAGCUUCGGCAGCCACGCCAGCAUGAAAGGCGCACGGCUGCGGGAGUUCGCGGCCGGGCUGGCGCGGUGCGGCUCGCCUUACCUCUGGGUGCUGAGGCCGGACAUGGCCGCCGAGGUCGAGGCCGCCGGCGAGGGCGGGCUCGUCGUGCCGUGGUGCGCGCAGGAGGCCGUGCUGGCCCACCCGGCCGUGGGGCUGUUUGUGACGCACUGUGGGUGGAACUCUAUCCUGGAGAGCGUGGCCGCCGGCGUGCCGGUGCUGGGAUACCCCGUGCUGUCCGAGCAGACGACCAACUGCCGCCAGGUGUGCACGGCGUGGGGCAUCGGCGGCGAGCUGCCGCAGGAAGCCGGCAGCGAGGAGAUAGCGGCGCUGGUGCGGGAGAUGAUGACCGGGAAGAAGGGGAUGGAGGCGAGGGAUAAGACGCUGGAGUGGAAGAGGCUGGCUGAAGCGAGUGCCAAAGAAGGUGGCUCGUCCUACGAGAACAUUGGUCGGUUGAUGGAGAAUGUGCUACUCAAGGGGCUGUGAUUUCACUCUUGAUGAUCGUCCACGGCACGUGAUGUUCUUGGAAAGAUUUUUAAUUGUAUAAUAAGCUACACUAUUUAUCUGGCAAAAUAUUUUUAAUAAGUCAUCUUUCGGUCUAAGAAGAUAUUUAAGGAUUGAGAAUAAAAUGUUCCAAGAAACAAAUAGAAUUUUUGUUACUUCA